GUGAAUAGAGAAAGGUAUGAGAAAACACCGAGUUUCCUUAUACCUCCAUGGCUCAGAGAAUACGUAAAGCUACCGGAAAGAUGACGCAUCUUUGCCGGAAAAUCGUUCACGUCAGAAUCCGGUGGAGUAUAGUCGAGAGAGUAUCGGUUUUGGGGGAUUUUUUCAGGUCCAUUUGGGAAAGAAUUGUUGUUUGCUCUAUAUGGAAGCCGAGUCGCUACCGGCGUUUGUCUCAGAGGUCGUCUUCUCCGGGAGUGGAGGCUAUUGAGUCAGGUUUGGGUCACGAUGAUCCCACGACGACGUUUGGCGGGUAUGACAGUGAUUCCGACUUGGUUGCUUUGAAAAUCAGUCUUUUGGGUGAUUGCCAGAUUGGAAAAACAAGCUUUGUGAUCAAAUAUAUAGGUGAUGAACAAGAAAAGAGAUCUCUGGAAAUGAAAGGAUUAAACUUGAUGGAUAAAACACUAUUCGUUCGAGGUGUUCGAAUUGCUUUUAGAAUAUGGGACACAGCAAUUCCCAUAUUAAUUGGGACCAAGUUUGAUGAUUUUGUUCAACUUCCACCAGAUCUGCAAUGGACUGUUGUGACCCAGGCCAGGGCAUAUGCGAGAGCUAUGAAGGCAGCCCUUUUCUUUUCAAGUGCAACCCACAACAUCAAUGUCAACAAGAUCUUCAAAUUUAUCGUGGCCAAGCUCUUUAACUUGCCAUGGAACUUGGACCGAAAUUUGACUAUUGGUGAACCCAUUAUUGACUUCUAA
This is a messenger RNA of Ilex paraguariensis (yerba mate), 749 nucleotides long. NCBI's taxonomy places the organism in Eukaryota, Viridiplantae, Streptophyta, Magnoliopsida, Aquifoliales, Aquifoliaceae. The record is from the annotation of a GenBank genome assembly.